Molecule: messenger RNA, 1334 nt
Organism: Momordica charantia (bitter melon)
Lineage: Eukaryota; Viridiplantae; Streptophyta; Magnoliopsida; Cucurbitales; Cucurbitaceae
Product: NADPH-dependent alkenal/one oxidoreductase, chloroplastic
Molecular function (GO): zinc ion binding; oxidoreductase activity, acting on the CH-CH group of donors, NAD or NADP as acceptor
Source: RefSeq, a predicted model, not a curated record
GCUGUGGUGGGAGCGUCUGGAAACUGUGAAGUGGGAAAAAUGGAAGCGAUUCUCGCAUCCACACCUUCGCAAUUCAAAUCUCUCUCUUCCAAAUUGUGGCCCUCAUUUUCCCUCGCUUUCCGGGAAACCAAACGGAAGACGAUCAGUUACGGCACCGCGACGGCGGCUUCGCCGGUUUCUCGCAUUCCAGCUUUGAGCGUAUCUGCCAGUUCGCAAUCGACGCCGGCUUCCGCUGUAGCAUCCGAAGUCAUAUCGGUGCCAUCGGAAAUGAAGGCGUGGGUUUACGGUGAGUAUGGAGGCGUCGAUGUGUUGAAAUUUGAUAGCAGCGUCUCGGUGCCUGAAGUGAAAGAGGACCAGGUUCUGAUCAAGGUCGUUGCGGCUGCGCUUAACCCUGUCGAUGCUAAGCGGAUGCUGGGGAAGUUCAAGGCCACUGAUUCUCCUCUUCCGACAGUUCCAGGAUAUGAUGUAGCAGGAGUGGUGGUAAAGGUGGGCAGUCAGGUAAGGGAGCUAAAAGAAGGGGACGAAGUUUAUGGCAACAUUAAUGAAAAAGCUCUUGAAGGGCCCAAACAGUUCGGUUCUCUUGCAGAGUACACAGCCGUGGAGGAGAAAUUAUUAGCCUUAAAACCCAAGAAUAUCGAUUUCGUUCAGGCCGCUGGAUUGCCUCUGGCCAUUGAAACAGCCUAUGAAGGUCUCGUAAGAACCAACUUUUCAGCUGGCAAAUCGAUUCUCGUUCUCAAUGGUGCCGGUGGAGUUGGAAGCCUAGUCAUUCAGAUAGCGAAACAUGUGUUUGGGGCUUCAAAAAUUGCAGCCACUGCAAGCACUGGAAAGUUAGAGUUUUUGAAGAGUUUGGGUGUGGAUUUAGCCAUUGACUACACCAAGGAGAACAUUGAAGAUUUGCCCGAAAAAUUCGACGUAGUCUACGAUGCAAUUGGGCAGUGUGAUAAGGCAGUGAAGGUAGUGAAAGAAGGUGGCAACGUGGUGGCAUUAACCGGUGCGUUGACGCCUCCUGGUUUCAGAUUUGUGGUCACUUCAGAUGGAGCAGUUCUAAAGAAACUGAACCCAUACCUAGAAAGCGGGAAGGUGAAGCCGAUCGUGGACCCGAAAGGACCUUUUCCAUUCUCUCAGGUCGUGGAGGCCUUCUCUUAUGUUGAAACCAGCCGAGCCACUGGAAAAAUAGUCAUACAUCCAAUCCCAUGAGGGAAUCUGUGAGAAACCUUUCCAUCUACUACUCUGCAAUGGCUCUGUAACUAUUGAAAAUUGAAGUAUCUCAUUGUACUCACUUUUUUGUAUGGUUAAAUGAGUAUAGAAUAAAAUUCAGCGAGCUUGAUCAGCUA